AUGUUAGCAACUUUACUCCCAUUUGAAAUUCUCGCAAUGACGGCAUCGUUUAUGACCCAAAGACAAAGAUUCACCUGCACCACAGUAUGCAAGUCAUGGUCCAAAGCAUUUCAACACUCUCUUUGGUACAGCAUAGAGAUAGUCAGUGAAGAAAAAGUUGUCGCUAUCCUCAAUCCACCAAUAACUCAAGAAAACGCUUAUAAAAACAAUGGAAACCGUGUUCGAGAUCUUACUCUAAAAUCAAGUCUCCUUCUGACUAAUGAGCAACUGUCUCAACUUCAAAGCUAUUUCCAAAAACUUCUCAUUUUCAGAGCCGGUUUUGGUAGCUUGGACCCAGAUGUCCUCAAUACAACCAGCAAUUGGAAAAAUUGGAGCUCUCUUGUAGAGCUUAAAAUGGCAAUCAUGUGCAUGGAUAAAAACGAACCAGAAGAUAAAUUAUUUGAGCUUCUAGUCCUCUUACCUAAUCUAAAGCGACUGGAUUUCACGGAAUAUUGCACCAAAGACACACAUUACUACACAUGGGAAACACUCGAAGAUAUUCACUGUGUACUGCCAAAACUUGAGAGCUUGUCUUUGGACAUUAGAUUAAUCAGUACGCCACUAGAUAACAUUAAAAUGAUGAUCAACAUCUCGCCAGCAAGCCGCCUGAGAUUUUUGGAAUUACGACGACAUAUCAUGAAUUUUGGAUGGCUAUAUUAUAUUUCUUUAAAAUAUCCAAAUAUUGAAAGCAUAUUAUCAAGUCCUAAACUGGGAGUACGUAUGCCUGACCUCAGUGUAUCAGACAAUGAAACAAUGAUGCUGUUAAAGAACAAUACCCAUGUAUUAUCUCAUCUGAACAAAGUUGAUAUUACUCAUGAUAUAGCGUCAAGGGAUUCCUUCCAGUUACUUUGUGUAAUUUACAAAGAUCUGUUUAAAUCGGUUUCAAACUUGAAAUGCAAUGUAGAAGUUUCUGGAGAUCUCUUAGAGAACCCAGUAACUGUUGGAGUCGAACUUAUGAAUUCAUUUCCAGCCUCACUCGAAAGUCUACAUAUUGAAAUCACAUCUCCUGGUUGUCUUGAAUCCUACAAAUUACCAGCUUUUCAAAUAUUUCCUCACCUAAAAUAUCUAAGGAUCAACAUCUUCAAUUCCACGGUCAAUAUCGACAAAAUACUGGAUAGCUUCCCAUCUUUGACCCAUCUACAUAUGAAAGGAGAAUUUAUUACUCUAAGUUCACCUUAUGCCAGAACCGAAAAACUACAUGGGCUACGGAAUCUUCAACUUCAAGAUGCAAUAGCAGAUUCUGUCAUAUUCAAAUAUAUUUCCUAUCGAUGCAGGGACCUAGUGGUUAUGCUCUUAUACGACUUGGAUAUUGUUGAAAAAAAUAGUACAAAAGCAUACAAAGUAUACAUGGAUAUGUCGUACACGCAUUUUCAAUCAUUACUAUUCAACCAAGUCAGAUUCUUUGUUACUACUGAAACCGGAAGCUUUGAUGAAGACAGUCCAACAAAUUUGUUUGUUGUAGAACGACUAGUCCGUUUUCCACAGUACAACAAUCCUAACCUUAGAGAAAUCCCAGAGUUUUACAAAAGAAUACCAGGACCUGAUGGGACUAUGAUAUGGGCACACUUCUAUCAUGAUAAAGAGGACAUAUAUAAACCGAGAAAGAUGUCUAUACUCAGCUAUAAAGACGGUCAAGCCAUCAAGAAAUCAUUUGCUUCAAAUAUUAUUGUACCCGAAAAUCCAGAAACUGUACAUAGUCGCCGAAAACGAUAUUCUGGUGGGUUAGUCUUGCAAAGGUUUUGGAGAAGUGACAUUCCAAAAGGUUGUGCCCGAAUGCGGUGUGGAUAUGUACGAUUAUACUACAUCGAUCGAGUUUGUGUUAAUAUCGAGGCCAAAGAAAUAUAA
Messenger RNA from Phycomyces blakesleeanus NRRL 1555(-), 1884 nucleotides. RefSeq lists its product as hypothetical. The record is from RefSeq and is a predicted model, not a curated record. Bases 1 to 1884 code for a protein of 627 amino acids. Lineage: Eukaryota; Fungi; Mucoromycota; Mucoromycetes; Mucorales; Phycomycetaceae. The transcript has a single exon. Gene Ontology annotation, molecular function: protein binding.